AUGCAGAAGGAGAAGGAAGGGGGCAGGAUGUUGAUGAGGGGGAUGAAGAAGGAGAAGGAAGGGGGCAGAAUGUUUAUUAGGGGAAUGCAGAAGGAGAAGGAAGGGGGCAGGAUGUUGAUGAGGGGGAUGCAGAAGGAGAAGGAAGGGGGCAGGAUGUUGAUGAGGGGAAUGCAGAAGGAGAAGGAAGGGGGCAGGAUGUUGAUGAGGGGGAUGCAGAAGGAGAAGGAAGGGGGCAGGAUGUUGAUGAGGGGAAUGCAGAAGGAGAAGGAAGGGGGCAGGAUGUUGAUGAGGGGGAUGCAGAAGGAGAAGGAAGGGGGCAGAAUGUUUAUUAGGGGGAUGCAGAAGGAGAAGGAAGGGGGCAGAAUGUUUAUUAGGGGGAAUGCAGAAGGAGAAGGAAGGGGGCAGGAUGUUGAUGAGGGGGAUGCAGAAGGAGAAGGAAGGGGGCAGAAUGUUUAUUAG
Messenger RNA from Oncorhynchus tshawytscha (Chinook salmon), 459 nucleotides. RefSeq names its product octapeptide-repeat protein T2-like. The record is from RefSeq and is a predicted model, not a curated record. Lineage: Eukaryota; Metazoa; Chordata; Actinopteri; Salmoniformes; Salmonidae. The transcript has a single exon. Bases 1 to 459 code for a protein of 152 amino acids.